AUGAGCAACAUCGCAAUUGACAAGUUUCACGUAUACAUUGGCUGUCUUCACCACUCAAUCGGGGAUGAAGAGCUCUUGACCCUCGCGAAAUGCUUCUCUAACCACGUCGUAUGCUCCAAGGUUAUUAGGAAUCCAGCAACUGGUUCGCAUCUUGGAUAUGGAUUCGUUCAAUACGACGAUUUAGUAUAUGCUGAUGAAGCGAUAACUAAGAUGCACGGGGUAGUAGCCAAGGGGAUACCACUCCAUAUUCGACCAGCAUACUCAUACACAUCAACAGAAUUCAACUCAGAAAAGGAAGAGGCGCAAGAUAUCAAGAACACGACAGUAUACGUAACAGAGAUGGGACCAAAUGAUACAGAGGAAACACUAAGAGAGUUGGCAAAGUAUUUUGGAGACAUUGAAUGUAUCUCUGUAAUAACAAAUAGAAGAUUUGGUUUCGUUACGUAUACCAGAAGAGAGUAUGCCCUGGGAUUCAUAUGUCAUAUGGAUUCAUGGAACACUGGUGAAACGACAAUCACAUGCUCAUGGGCAUAUCAGCACAAGAGUAUAGGAAUUUCAAACGACUAUACACACGAAGAUGCCGAAAAGGAAGAUGAAAUUCAUGGAUCAAAAUAUGCAAUAGACCUGCUGCCAAAAAAAUUAGACUAG
Messenger RNA from Theileria equi strain WA, 648 nucleotides. RefSeq lists its product as hypothetical. The transcript is spliced from 3 exons. Gene Ontology annotation, molecular function: RNA binding. Bases 1 to 648 code for a protein of 215 amino acids. Lineage: Eukaryota; Apicomplexa; Aconoidasida; Piroplasmida; Theileriidae. Gene Ontology annotation, cellular component: ribonucleoprotein complex. The record is from RefSeq and is a predicted model, not a curated record.